UAUCAGGGCAGGAUCGUGCGCAUAGUCUGCAUUCGGGCGCAGCUCCUCGCCUCUCUCCCCCUGUCGCCCGUGGCAGGCACACACACACACACACACACACACACCUCCAGCCACGAAGACCCCCCAUCUACAGAUCAUGGAUUUUACAACCUGAUGAUCCUCCUCUCAGUCGCCUGAUCGCGGGGAAUAGCAGCAGCAGUCGGCGGUUCCCGACAGGACGAGCUGGUGGAUCGCCACACUGCAGUGCAGCAGCGGAGAGCGACCCCUUGUUCCAAUCACGCCACAGCAGGAAGAGCGCCGGUGAUUUCCGUGGAUUUCGGAGUUUCGUGGGCAGCUCCGUGGCGAGUCACCGCCGCCGCGUCCGCCGGAGGAGAAGCUAACUAGCUAGCUCCGCCUCGGAAGAAACACAGAAUUAGCUAGCUACAUGGGCUAAUAUCGGCCAGCAGUUAGCUAGCGCGACACAUUAAUUCGUGUUUCUCCUCUGCCAUGUGACCACUCUACACAGCGCUGCUUUUAUUUUUUUUCCACCCGGAUACCCUAAACUUGGAUAUCCAACUGGGAACAUUUCCACUUGUUUCGUGUGACUUGGGAAGGUCGAGACCUCGCCGGGAAUAACUUUGGCCUGAAAGUUUGUGGAGCCCACAGAUCUGAAAGGAAACAUCUCAGCCGCUACAAAAAAAGACAAAUAUAGACGUCGAGACUGCGUCGAUGAAAACGACGUUGGAUUUACGUCUGCUGUAGACUUCGGCGACAGCCCCAGCUUCCUCGGCAGUAGUUAGCAACCCUACUUAGCAUUUUAGCAGCCUAAUUGAACCUUGUCUUGUGCAGUGCUACCGUUGCCCAACUUUUCUUCAAGCUAGCCCAAGUAGCUAGCUGCCGAAAACGUCACAGCAUCAGGUUGUUGGCUCGCUAGCCACCGUCGACGCUGUCAAAUGCUAAGUGGAAACUGAAUGUUUUCACACCGGGGCCGAAGCUGAAACGAAGACAUUUGCUCUCCCUUUUCCCCGUUUUGUGCUUGUUGACAAACAUGGGACGUGCGGUUGCUGCUAGCUAGUUUCUAGCUAGUUGGCUAACUCGGCUAGCCGCUGAUGUGGGCUCCAACUUGUUGAUUCACGGGUGAUUUGUCGUGCUGCUAGCUGGCUAGCACUGGACAUCUUUUGGGAAUUUACCUCCACCACCAGCUACCCACAUUUUAAAUGCACAAUAGACACUGAGGAAUCGUUCUUGUGUCACUGGUCCUUUCCCCCUUUUUUGGCAACCCCCAAGUUUCAAAAAUGUCAACAAGGGCCCCACUGGUGCAAGUGAUUGAAAAUUCAACCGGGCAGGAGACCAAGCCGACAUCUGGCCGCACCAGCAUGCCGCGAUGUCGGAACUCCGUCGCCACAACCACAUCAGAUGACCAGCCGCACAUCGGUAACUAUCGGUUACUGAAAACCAUCGGCAAAGGCAACUUUGCCAAGGUCAAGCUGGCGCGACACGUCCUCACCGGAAAAGAGGUGGCUGUAAAGAUCAUUGAUAAGACACAGCUCAACUCCUCCAGUUUGCAGAAGCUCUUCCGGGAGGUGAGGAUCAUGAAGAUGUUGAAUCACCCCAACAUAGUCAAGCUCUUUGAGGUCAUCGAGACAGAGAAGACACUGUACCUGGUAAUGGAGUAUGCUAGUGGAGGAGAAGUCUUUGAUUACUUGGUGGCCCACGGCAGGAUGAAGGAGAAAGAAGCCCGUGCCAAAUUCAGACAGAUUGUGUCAGCAGUGCAGUAUUGCCAUCAGAAGUGUAUAGUACACAGAGACCUCAAGGCGGAGAACCUGCUGCUGGACGCAGACAUGAACAUCAAGAUAGCGGACUUUGGCUUCAGUAAUGAGUUUACUCUGGGGAACAAGUUGGACACAUUCUGCGGCUCCCCGCCCUACGCUGCCCCGGAGCUCUUCCAGGGCAAGAAAUAUGACGGGCCAGAGGUGGACGUCUGGAGCCUGGGGGUCAUCCUCUACACACUGGUCAGCGGAUCGCUGCCCUUUGAUGGCCAGAACCUCAAGGAAUUGAGAGAGCGUGUCCUGCGGGGCAAAUACAGGAUUCCCUUCUACAUGUCGACUGACUGCGAAAACUUACUUAAGAAGUUCCUCAUCCUCAACCCGUCGAAACGAGGCAGCCUCGAGCAAAUAAUGAGGGACCGAUGGAUGAAUGUUGGUCACGAGGAGGAAGAACUCAAACCCUUUAUUGAGCCCCAGCCAGAUUAUAAGGACCCCAGGAGGACAGGUAGGCACAGAGACACACAGAAAAAAGAGAUCAUGCUGCAAAUGGGAUUCUCUCAAGAGGAGAUCCAGGACUCGCUGUUGAACCAGAAGUAUAAUGAUGUAAUGGCUACAUACCUGCUACUGGAUUAUAGGAACUCUGAGCUGGAUGAAAGUGGCAUCAAGCCUCGACCAGGAAGUGAUGUAAGAAACAUUAACGACCCCUCCCCACCUCAGAAGGUACAACGCAGUGUGUCAUCCAACCAGAAGCCUCAGAACCGCAGAACCACUGAACAGGGCUCCACCUACUCUAAGAGGGGGGGUCAAGCAGACAACCGGACUGCAACUGAGGAUUCUGGGAGGAAGGGUUCGUCGGGCAGCUCCACUACCAAGGUGCCGGCCAGCCCGCUCGUCUCCACUGACCGCAAGAAGAGCGCCACGCCCUCCACCAAUAGCAUCCUGUCCACCGGUACCAGUCGCAGUCGGAACUCUCCUCUGACAGAGCGAGCCACGCUGAGCCAGGGUAUCCAGAACGGCAAGGACAGCCUAAACACUCCGGGCUCCCGCGCCUCCACUGCCUCAGCCGCUGCCGUCCUAUCCUCCUCCUCCUCGCGUCCCCGCCACGGCAAGUCCUUGUCCUCCUCCAAUCAUCCAUGCCCCUCUGACACGCAUGCACCACGGCCCAGUGCUCCAGCCCAGCGGGCGCCCGGUGCCUCCCCGUCUGCCCACAACAUCAGCAGCGCUGCUGUGUCGGACCGCACCAACUUCUCCAGGGGAGUGGGCAUCCGCAGCACGUUCCACGCUGGCCAGCAGCGGGGUGCCCGGGACCAGCAGGGCUCCGCCUACCCAGGCGGGCCCGCAUCCCCGUCGCUGUCACACGGCAACAGCCAGGCAAGGCGGCAACAUGGUGCCACUGGGAUUUUCAGCAAGUUCACAUCCAAGUUUGUACGCAGAAAUCUCUCGUUCAGGUUUCCGAGAAGGAGCCCGUAUGAGGGAGAGGGUCGGGAUGAGGGGAGCAGGUCCAUGCUGAGCAGCACGGUGGACAAGUCGGAAAAGACGUCCGGUGGCGUCCUCUCCACCUCCACCAACAACGACGAGAACAACUCCUCGCCAGGAUCUGGGAACACUGGUGGCACCGGCACCCCUCCGGCCAUCGGCCUCCAGAAGGACCCGGCCAAGCCCCGGGCGCUGCGCUUCACCUGGUCCAUGAAGACCACGUCCUCCAUGGAGCCCAUGGAGAUGAUGCGCGAGAUCCGCAAGGUGCUGGACUCCAACAGCUGCGAGUACGAGCUGCGCGAGCGCUACAUGCUGCUGUGCGUCUCGGGCAACCCGGCCCGCGACGACUUCGUCCAGUGGGAGAUGGAGGUGUGCAAGCUGCCGCGGCUCUCCCUCAACGGCGUGCGCUUCAAGCGGAUCUCGGGCACGUCCAUCGCCUUCAAGAACAUUGCCUCGAAGAUCGCCAACGAGCUCAAACUGUGAGCGCGGCGGAGCAGCGAGGGGAGAUUAGCGGGUGGAGGUGGGAGGGCGCAGGAAUGGCGAGGAUGAAGGUGGUGCUGUAGGUGCGUGGGGGGGGGCGGCGCUGCGGAAAUCAGGGCGUAAGCUAAAGGGUGGGAUCACUUUAAAAACAACACGAUUGUCAUGGAGACAGGUCUGACGUAGGGCUAUGGGUUCUCUGAGACUAGAAAACAGAUUUUUGUUUCUAGAAGUUUUGUUCCUCACGUUCUCACGGCCCUGCGACCAGGAACUCUGAGCUGAUGACCUCCGAGUUGUGAAGUACUUACAGACCGAGGUCUUCUCUCUCCCUGCUGUUUUCUUUUUGUUUUUGUUUUGUUAAGUUUUGGUCACGUUCUACUUAGACGUUCCACUCUUCUUCUGCAUGUUCGAUCUGCUCUGUUUUUUUCAAGGAGUCACACUUAGACGGCUCCUGUCACUUCUUCCUGCUAUUUAUUCCGUUUCUCUGCACGGUCCUGCUGGGUUGCCGGGGGGGGGACGGGGACGGGUUGGAGGACAGACGGAGACGAGCGGAGGAACGCUGAGGGAAACCUCUCUACUCUCUCUCUGGAUCUCGCAGUGAUCAACGGAAAGUUCGGAGCCUUGUUAUGCUGGAAAACUCAAAAAGGAGUUUCUGAUUGAAUUUGUGGUGAUGUCGUCCAAAACCGAACAGACUCCAACUGAGCCAGGACUGAAGCCCACUAGCACACACACACACACACACACACACACA
Molecule: messenger RNA, 4449 nt
Organism: Limanda limanda (common dab)
Lineage: Eukaryota; Metazoa; Chordata; Actinopteri; Pleuronectiformes; Pleuronectidae
Gene: mark2b
Product: MAP/microtubule affinity-regulating kinase 2b
Exons: 21
Coding region: 1275-3704 (809 amino acids)
Biological process (GO): intracellular signal transduction; protein phosphorylation; microtubule cytoskeleton organization
Cellular component (GO): cytoplasm
Molecular function (GO): protein serine/threonine kinase activity; ATP binding; tau-protein kinase activity
Source: RefSeq, a predicted model, not a curated record